AUGGAGUUUGUUGAGCAGAUUGGGCCAAAUUCGUACAAGGGAGUUUAUAUGGGGAAUAAGGUUGGGAUUGAGAAGCUGAAGGGGUAUGAUAAAGGGAAUUCUUACAAGUUUGAGCUCCACAAGGAUUUGUUGGAACUCAUGACUUGUGGUCACAGGAACAUUCUGCAGUUCUGCGAUAUUUGUGUGGAUGAUAAUCAUGGGUUGUGUGUGGUGACCAAGUUCAUUGAAGGUGGAUCUAUUCAUGACCUGAUGUUAAAAAUGUAUAUUACCCAUUCUUGCAUAAAGGUUGAGGGAAAGAAAAAACCCUUCUACUACCUCAAUUCAACUCUAAACCAAGGCAUAAGACCCCCCUCUACUGCCUCAGUUCACUAG
Molecule: messenger RNA, 372 nt
Organism: Vigna angularis (adzuki bean)
Lineage: Eukaryota; Viridiplantae; Streptophyta; Magnoliopsida; Fabales; Fabaceae
Product: serine/threonine-protein kinase STY46-like
Exons: 1
Coding region: 1-372 (123 amino acids)
Source: RefSeq, a predicted model, not a curated record